Messenger RNA from Hylaeus anthracinus, 2840 nucleotides. Its product is annotated as zinc finger protein 467-like. The coding region runs from base 267 to 1694 and encodes 475 amino acids. The record is from RefSeq and is a predicted model, not a curated record. NCBI's taxonomy places the organism in Eukaryota, Metazoa, Arthropoda, Insecta, Hymenoptera, Colletidae. The transcript is spliced from 6 exons. Gene Ontology annotation, molecular function: zinc ion binding. Gene Ontology annotation, cellular component: nucleus.
CCGCGCAUCGUGCAUGCCGGACAACAGUGACAGAGAAAGAAUCAAAUGGCGGCGUUAUUUUAGUUUCGUUAGAAAUUCCUAUUUCUUAACGUUCGCCGCCAUCGAAUUCAGUUUUAUUUAGCCUGUUUACAUUCACGAGUUGUAACUUUUCGUCGCGGUGACUGUGAUUUUCGCUGGAUCCGAGAAUUACGGGAGAAACGAGCGAUCGUGGACAGCAUAACCUAACAUAGUCGUAGAGCGUUUGUGUUUAACCACGGUUCCAAAGGAUGGCAAUGAACGAAGACUUCAGCUUCGCCGAAUUGUGCAGACUUUGCUCAUUGAAGAGUAAUCAUCAGCUUCAGAUCUUCGACAAAGAAGGCGAACAACGGCAGCUACUUUUCAAAAUACGUUCCUGCAUUCCUGCUGUGAUAACUAAAGAGGAUGCACUUCCAAAAAAUAUUUGCCAGAGAUGCGUGUAUAAAUUGGACAUGUUUUACGAGUUUCGUGUGAGCUGCAUGACUACAGACACGGUGUUAAAAAAUUACGCGGACAGUUUGAAGCAUCUCGCCGCAUCUGUGAACCAGGGCACGGACAAGGACAAGAUGUCUAAUGGUAGCCAGCAGCAACUGCAGCGAUCGGCUUACGUGGAAGCACACGCGGUGGCUCACGCCGCUGUGCAGCAACACAUGGCACAACAAGCUGCACAAGCGAGGCUCGCCGGACCUGGUCCACCUGCGACACCUCAAGCUCCUAAUCCCACGUUUACUUUGCCCGACGAUGGCCUCGGCUACGACGACGGUGUCCGCGUGCUUCGCUCAAUUGGAACGUGGUCCCCGGAUUAUUCCGCGGCGAUGCGUCCCGGUGGUGUAAUGCCCCCAUUUCCCGGUGCGAUGGAUCAGCAAUUUGGUAGCAGAGCACCGACGGUAAAUCAACCGUUGAGAACGACGAACAAUGUACCCUCUCGACCAGGAUUUGCGUCUAAAGCUACCAAUACGGGUGAACCCGCGACAAAGGCGUUCGCUUGCACCGUCUGCGGUAAAGGCCUUGCCCGUAAGGACAAACUCGUUAUUCACAUGCGUAUCCAUACCGGGGAGAAACCAUAUUCCUGCGAGGUCUGCGGAAAAGCGUUUGCGCGCAGAGAUAAGCUAGUUAUUCACAUGAACAAACUUAGACAUAGACCAGGAGUAGCUCCGCUGUCUACACCCACUGCUCCGAAUUCAGAUCAACAGCAGCAACAAGCACAACAGCAGCAACAGCAAGCUCAGCAGCAGCAGCAACAGCAGCAGCAGCAGCAGCAGCAGCAAGCUCAGCAACAACAACAGCAACAAUCUCGACAAGAUACUAUACACAAAUUGAAAGAGGAGCCGGUUAGUUGGGCGUGCGAAUUGUGCGGUCGAGCAUUGGCUACGAGAGAGGAGUGGAUGCAACAUGCUCGAUCACAUUUGGAAGCGUCCGCUCCACCGCAGCACGCAGCUCCUUAUUUCCCAGGAUCAACGGCGCCACCGCAACCGUACGCCUCCGAGAGGCAUUUCUGUCUGAUGUGCCGUACAGAUUUCACGGACAAGGCUGAAUUUAUGUUCCAUGUGCGCUCCCAUUUCGAACCUCACGUGCAGCAAACUCCGCCCCAACAUUCGAGUGGUAAACAAGCCGGGGAUCCUGCAACGGCUGAACUCAUUGCACGCGGGCUGGUCGAUCCGUCAGGAUUAUGCAGCUAGAAUUAUCCUUCCUGUCAAUAUGUACCAUCGAUUCGUGUCUUACCAUAGUACAAGUUCUCCACUCCAUUUUGACCAGGACUUUUGCAUAGGAUUGUCAUGCAUAUUGUGAUUGUAAUGAAUAUGUACUGAUUUAUUGAUAAGCGAUGCACAGUAGUACAUUCGUGUAGAAAAAUAUCGAUGCAGGAGCAGUCGUUUAUUUCGCCGUACAGAGGAAUAUUCGUUGCAGCUUUCAGACAUCGUCGAUGUAUCAUUUUCGGCGCCGAUUCGAUACUUGGAUCGGCUGUUGAGGAAUCGAUAGACACAAUGUGCUCGCACCGCCUUUAGAAACGGACAGAGAACAAUAUUUUUCGCGUUACGCAACAUAUCAGCAAAAUGGGAAUCUCGAACAAUCGUAGAGGUACUACUGUGUAUCCCGUAUGUAUGUAUAUGAAUUAAGGCAUACGUUACUCGUAAAAUAUUUAAAUAUGGACGCGAUACUGACUUAAGGUAAGAGAUUCCACUAUUGCGUCGGUAUUUAAAUGUGACUACUUAAUAGUAUACGUUCCUACAUAGCUAGCUUUCCGCCAUCUUUAACCAUUAGCAGUAUCCGCUAUUCGAUGUACAAGUUUGUUCUCAAUGCUAUUGUAUUUUUUUACACUUAUAUUUUUGUAUACGUACGUUCCAUGGUCUAGAGAAUUCACCGUUUCGAAGCAAUAGUUUCUAAAAUUGAUAAGCACCGUGAAACAUCGGAACGCGUUACGCAAAACUAGCUGAUAAAAACCCUAUUUGGAUAAGAAGUUCGUUUAAAAUAGAAGUAUACGAAUAUUUUCUAUCGUUAAAACCAUUUAUUGGAUGAUUAUACAGCUGCAUAUAAAGCAUCUUAAAGUUAAGGGUCUAUUUCGAUCAUGUGAUUCUUUUCCUUUAUUUCUUCUCUUCUUUUUCUAAGUUAAGCUCGAUGAUUCUUCAGAGGCAACGUAUUAUCAGCCGCAUUCUCAAUUUAUGGUACCAAACGUGUAGUUUUUGCUGUGGUGUAGCGUAAGUGUUGACAAUAUUACCGACCCAAGCAUCCCAGAUGUUUAUGUUAAUCUAUUUUAGAGCGAGUAGUUCCUUUUUAAAAUUGACGUUUUCCUUACAGUACGCUGGAAAUCUCGUUUACUGUUACGAGCA